AUGAGUAGGCACCUGGAGAAGCAGCCUUGGGCCAUGCUGGCUGGCAAGAACACAGAACAGGCAGAAAUGUUUCGGACAGGAAAGGCGCUGCAUCCUGUCCACAAAAGGCUGUGUAAAGGGAAGAAUUUGUCUGGUGCCCCAGAGAGGUGUGGUUUGUACAAGGCCAACUUGAACCCCCUCAAGGUGAAAGACGUUAUGGGUCUCCUCGUUAAACACUUCGGAGAGUCGUGGCAGCAGCAUGAAGAGCUCAAGUAUUUUUCCAAGGUUUUCAGCAGAUUCCAAGAUCAAGAAAGGGGAGCCGACGAAGAGGAAGAGCGCCACGGACCAGGCCGGCUGGCCCCUGGAGAAGGUCGGAUAGUGCUGGUGUUCGAGAGCACCGAUGAUUCCGAGCAAAAGAAAAUCGUCGACACGGCGCCGUUCAAUUGGAGCGAGGCUACGCAGAGCUUCUGCUGCUAUCCACUGAAGGUGUUCGUGCCGAGGGAAGCUGGCCGGCCACGCUGUCGCUGGGUGUGCCCGAUCGUGUUCGGUGGUGGCCUAGUGAGUGGAGACACCGUCCACAUUGACGUCACUGCAGCCAUCGGGACAUGUGUACUGCUCACGAGUCAGUCCUACCCUAAGGUAUACCAGUCGAAGCCUGGAGAGCGGUCUGUGCAGCGCUGUGCCUACACUGUGCAAGAUGGCGCCCUGCUCUGUGUGCUGCCCGAUAUAACGAUGUGCUUUGCGGACGCCUCAUUUGAGCAAACGCAGAUAGCGCACCUUUCGAUCGAGGCCAACAUUGUCCUGCUGGAUUGGUACCUCGCUGGACGCGUGGCAAACGGCGAACGAUGGGCGCUGGCCAGGUUGGCAUCGGCGAUCAAUGUCUACGUGGAAAAGGAGCUGGUUCUUCGUGAAGCCGUCGACAUGGCUGCCAUCGCUGGCUUGUCUAUUCAACAGUCCAUGGGCGCCUACGACGUUACGGGUGUGUGUGUGCUGCUGGGUCCUUACCUGGCACCACUGGUGGCCAGCAUCUGUAGCCAACUCGAGAGUCGAGAGCAGUACGGUGUGAAGCCGAGCCGUUCCUGUGUCGUAGCCUGCAGCCCACUGCGAUCCGAUGAUGGGAAGCUGAGCGGAUGUGUGAUGAGGAUCAUGUGCUUGUCAUCGCAGCAGGCCUACUCAAAGCUUGAAGAGCUUCUUGAACCACUCUUUUUCGUUAUUGGUGGAAACCCCUUCGCUCUGAAGUACUAAGGCUACAG
This is a messenger RNA of Rhipicephalus sanguineus (brown dog tick), 1232 nucleotides long. RefSeq lists its product as uncharacterized. Lineage: Eukaryota; Metazoa; Arthropoda; Arachnida; Ixodida; Ixodidae. Bases 1 to 1224 code for a protein of 407 amino acids. The transcript is spliced from 8 exons. Gene Ontology annotation, molecular function: nickel cation binding. The record is from RefSeq and is a predicted model, not a curated record.